Molecule: messenger RNA, 1730 nt
Organism: Cuscuta campestris
Lineage: Eukaryota; Viridiplantae; Streptophyta; Magnoliopsida; Solanales; Convolvulaceae
Source: the annotation of a GenBank genome assembly
CACAAGCCCUCCGAUCAAGAAGCUAAAGCUUGAUUCAUUAUCCCGUCAAUAAAUUUCUCUCCUUCAUUCUCUUAAUUUCUUUUUAGCUUCUUAACUUCGGUCUUAGCUUCUUUAUUUGCUCUGCUAAUAUAUUAUAUACAUCUCAUUUGAUCUCAAAGCUAAGUAUCGAACAUAUAUAGUGUUAUUAGGCGGCCAUGGCGGCAGCGAAGCUCCUACUCCGCAGCUUUUCAUCAUCUCUUGUGCUCUUUAUUUAUUAUACUCUUAUCCUCUCCCUUCUAGUCCGGCCAAACUGCGCAAACAAUCAUCUGUCGGAGAAUUUCUACUGCCAAACAUGCCCUAACGCGCUCUCCAUCAUCAAAACCGCUGUCAUCAAAGCCGUGAAGGCAGAGCCUAGAAUGGCCGCGUCUUUGCUUCGCCUUCACUUCCACGACUGCUUUGUUAAUGGUUGUGAUGCGUCGAUCUUGCUGGACGACACGCCGAGUUUCAUCGGAGAACAAACGGCGGCUCCGAAUAACAACUCAAUCAGGGGACUCGAUGUGAUAGACAACAUCAAAGCCAAGUUGGAGAGUUCUUGUCAGGCUAUUGUGUCUUGUGCUGAUAUCAUUGCCGUUGCUGCUAGAGACUCUGUUGUCGCCAUAGGGGGGCCAAGCUGGAAUGUGGUACUGGGUAGAAGGGACUCAACCACUGCAAGUCAAUCAGCGGCCAACAACAACAUCCCCGGACCACAGUUCUCUCUAAACCAGCUCCUCUCCCUCUUCUCCAAAAAGGGUUUUACUGCCAGGGAAAUGGUCGCCCUCUCAGGAGGGCACACGAUUGGAAAGGCGAGGUGCACAAACUUCCGAAGCCGGAUCUACAACGACCGAGACAUCGACGGCCCAUUCGCUUCCUCCCUGCAGGCCAAGUGUCCGAGAACCGGGGGCGACAACAACCUCGUACCCAUGGACCCCACCCCGACCUCCUUCGACAAUGCCUACUUCAAGGACUUGCAGGCUCGGAAGGGGCUGUUCCACUCCGACCAGCAGCUGUUCCAUGGCGGGUCCACCGACUCCGUCGUCAAUGCCUACGCCGCCAAUCCGGCCUCCUUCGCCGGAGACUUCGCCCGGGCCAUGGUGAAAAUGGGAAAGCUCGGCCCGCUCACCGGGACCAAAGGCGAGAUCAGAAAGAACUGCGGUAAAAUCAACUAAAAUGUGUACAUGUAUGUGUCUCCUAUACUAGCUAUUCACUAGCUGGCUACCUAGUACGUAGUAGCUGUAGCACUAUAUAUAUAUAUAUGUAUGGGAUGAUUUUGUGUUUAAAGAUAAAAGUGUCAAUAAAGGAGCACUCAAUUCAAUAUGGGCGAUGAGAUGUCUAUCAAACAAGCUAAGGUUAAUUGAAACUUGGAGUUUGGUACACAUUUUGGAACAGCUAAGCCGGGCGCGAGCUGACCUGAUGAUUGCCGGGAGUGGUGUGCAUUGGUGUUAUGGAUUAGUUCCCAUACAUAGCCAAAUGUGAUUAUGUACUUCUUUUCUCUUCAUUUCCUAUCUCUCUUUUACUUUUUGAUUCAUUUCAGUUUUUGAGUGUAUUCUAUAUCUCCCUAAGAGUAGUUACUUAUAAAUUAAACUCUGUUGUUGUGAGGAUUAAUUAGGAGUGUGAAUAUACUUCAAUAUUUGUUUCCUUGUGUUGAUAUUAUUCUCUUUCCUUGUAUAGUUUGUUUCCUAGUCGGACAAGAGUUCCGAGCCUGUGGGUUCCUA